This is a messenger RNA of Eptesicus fuscus (big brown bat), 2140 nucleotides long. RefSeq names its product F-box and leucine rich repeat protein 14 (gene FBXL14). The coding region runs from base 344 to 1573 and encodes 409 amino acids. Gene Ontology annotation, molecular function: protein binding. The record is from RefSeq and is a predicted model, not a curated record. Gene Ontology annotation, biological process: SCF-dependent proteasomal ubiquitin-dependent protein catabolic process. NCBI's taxonomy places the organism in Eukaryota, Metazoa, Chordata, Mammalia, Chiroptera, Vespertilionidae. The transcript has 2 exons. Gene Ontology annotation, cellular component: SCF ubiquitin ligase complex.
GCGGCGCGGGCGGAGCGGCGUGGCCCGAGCGCGGCGUGGGUAGACCCCAGGCGGCGGCUCGGCGGCCCGGCCGGCUCGGGAGUGAGUGAGGGCGCCUUCCCCGCCCGGGAUGUGAGGACCGAGCGGAGCCCGGGGCGGGGGGAGGGAAGGGAAGGGAGGCGAAGCCGGCAGGAAGGAAGGAAGGAAGGACGGACGGACCAGGAGGAGGAGCGGCGGCGGAGGCCGGAGCCGGAAGGCGGGGAGGGGCCGUCCGUUGGGCCCCAGGCAGCGGCGGCGGCGGCGGUCGGGGCGAACCGCUCUCGUCGCCUCCUCCCCCCGGCUCCGCGGAGGGGGGAGGAGGAAGAUGGAGACCCACAUCUCGUGCUUGUUCCCCGAGCUGCUGGCCAUGAUCUUUGGCUACCUGGACGUCCGGGACAAGGGGCGCGCGGCGCAGGUGUGCACGGCCUGGCGGGACGCCGCCUACCACAAGUCGGUGUGGCGGGGGGUGGAGGCCAAGCUGCACCUGCGCCGGGCCAACCCGUCGCUGUUCCCCAGCCUGCAGGCCCGGGGCAUCCGCCGGGUGCAGAUCCUGAGCCUCCGCCGCAGCCUCAGCUACGUGAUCCAGGGCAUGGCCAACAUCGAGAGCCUCAACCUGAGUGGCUGCUACAACCUCACCGACAACGGACUGGGCCACGCGUUUGUGCAGGAGAUCAGCUCCUUGCGCGCCCUGAACCUGAGCCUCUGCAAGCAGAUCACCGACAGCAGCCUGGGCCGCAUAGCCCAGUACCUCAAGGGCCUGGAGGUGCUGGAGCUGGGGGGCUGCAGCAACAUCACCAACACCGGCCUGCUGCUCAUCGCCUGGGGCCUGCAGCGCCUCAAGAGCCUUAAUCUUCGCAGCUGCCGCCACCUCUCGGAUGUGGGCAUCGGGCACCUGGCCGGCAUGACGCGCAGCGCGGCGGAGGGCUGCCUGGGCCUGGAGCAGCUCACGCUGCAGGACUGCCAGAAGCUCACCGAUCUUUCUCUCAAGCACAUCUCCCGGGGUCUGACGGGCCUGAGGCUCCUCAACCUCAGCUUCUGCGGAGGAAUCUCCGACGCAGGCCUCCUGCACCUGUCGCACAUGGGCAGCCUUCGCAGCCUUAACCUGCGCUCCUGCGACAACAUCAGUGACACGGGCAUCAUGCAUCUGGCCAUGGGCAGCCUGCGCCUCUCGGGACUGGAUGUGUCGUUCUGUGACAAGGUGGGGGACCAGAGUCUGGCUUACAUAGCCCAGGGGCUGGACGGCCUCAAGUCUCUCUCCCUCUGCUCCUGCCAUAUCAGUGACGAUGGCAUCAACCGCAUGGUGCGGCAGAUGCACGGGCUGCGCACGCUCAACAUAGGGCAGUGUGUGCGCAUCACCGACAAGGGCCUGGAGCUGAUUGCUGAGCACCUGAGCCAGCUCACUGGCAUAGACCUGUAUGGCUGUACCCGAAUCACCAAGCGCGGCCUGGAGCGCAUCACACAGCUGCCCUGCCUCAAGGUACUCAACCUGGGACUCUGGCAGAUGACGGACAGUGAGAAGAAUCCUCCACAGCAACAUUCGAGACCAUGGAGUUAAAAGAAACCCAGAGACCUUUAUCAAUUAAUUGUACUGUUUGUGAAUUUGUAUAAAUAACAAAGAUCCUCUUAAAACGUUUAUAUUCUUACAGUAAAAGGUUAAACUGAUAUUUAUAUAAUAAAAGAGGAAAUAUGAAGUAUGUUUUUGAAAAAAAAAAAAACACCAAAAAAAAAACCCUUGUAUCUGUGAAUUAUUUUGAAGGCAGUGUGUUUGGGUACAUGCCAAAGUCAGAGGUGCUGUUUGUGUGCUUUCAAGUAAAAGGAAAUAAGACAUAGACUUCGGUGCGUCCUAUGUGCUAUGAGUAAGCUCAUGGUUAAAAAUGUAUUCUGUAUAAGGUUUACUACUGACAUCUAAAUGUUUUGUUUCUAGAAAUAUGGUGAGAUUGGAGAUUUAUAUAAUUUGGUUUUCAACUGUCAACAAAAUGGAAAUUUACAGAAACUGAACAAAUGAAACUUUUUUAAAAACCAGAUUUGUAAGAGUCACAGUUUCCUCAGAGUAGCCAAUUUUUCUUUGGGUGGAAAUUACAUCUAGGGGUAAUGUUCAAAAAACAGGUCGUAAGAUAUGGAA